This is a messenger RNA of Myxocyprinus asiaticus (Chinese sucker), 2322 nucleotides long. RefSeq names its product homeobox protein Hox-B6a-like. The transcript has 2 exons. The record is from RefSeq and is a predicted model, not a curated record. Bases 73 to 756 code for a protein of 227 amino acids. Gene Ontology annotation, cellular component: nucleus. Gene Ontology annotation, molecular function: RNA polymerase II cis-regulatory region sequence-specific DNA binding; DNA-binding transcription factor activity, RNA polymerase II-specific. Gene Ontology annotation, biological process: anterior/posterior pattern specification; regulation of transcription by RNA polymerase II. Lineage: Eukaryota; Metazoa; Chordata; Actinopteri; Cypriniformes; Catostomidae.
ACUAAUAGCUAAACCACUUGGACUAUAAAACACAACAAAUCAUAAACCAAGCAAAAGAGCCGUGCCCUCCCAAUGAGUUCCUAUUUUGUAAACUCAACUUUCCCAGUGACUCUGCCUGGAGGACAGGAGUCGUUCUUGGGACAGAUACCGUUAUAUUCCUCCGGAUACACAGACCCUUUGCGACACUAUCCCGGGGCUGCUUAUGGAGCUACCGGUGUCCAAGAGAAGACCUACCCAUCCUCCUUUUACCAGCAAGCGAAUGGUGCCUACAGUAGGGCAACCGCAGCCGGUCCCUGCGAUUACGCGACCGCAAGCUUCUACAGGGAAAAGGACCCUGCUUGCGCCCUCGCUAGCAUAGAGGAACACUCGCUCGUUCUCAGCCAAGACCACCGCAAGACAGACUGCACGGGGUCGACGGGGAAAAGCAUCUACUCUGAGGUCGACGAACAGAAGCCGUCAGCGCCUGUUUAUCCUUGGAUGCAACGGAUGAACUCGUGUAACGGGACCUUCGGUAACGCUGGACGAAGGGGUCGUCAGACGUACACUCGCUACCAGACGUUAGAAUUGGAGAAAGAGUUCCACUUUAACAGGUAUCUGACCCGAAGGCGCCGAAUUGAGAUUGCGCACGCACUGUGCCUGACAGAACGUCAGAUAAAGAUUUGGUUCCAAAAUCGGCGAAUGAAAUGGAAAAAAGAGAACAAACUGAUCAACUCACAGACCAGCGGCGAAGAGGAGGAGGAGAAGAGGACAGACUGAAAUUAUGAACGAUAAAUCCCAUGAAAAAGAAACUGUCACAGAGGGCAGCAGACACCACUCUCUAAUCACACAAAUGAAGACUUUCCACCAUUUUAGCAACUGUAGCAUUCCUGUUAACUCAUACAUUUAAUUUCUAUUGUGAUUUCUGUUCGCUUUUUUUUUUACAUGUGGUUUUGUGCGCUAUUACCCAGACUUUAGAUUUGCUCUUUUACCUGAAAUUUCCAUGUUGAACAAAGAGAUUUGAAAUCUGUCAUAGUCGUGAUCAUAUUUAAAAUGUGCAAAAAAUAAAGUAAAUUCCCAUUGUUUGCAAAAAAACAAAAAAACAAAAAAUGUUUUUAUUUUUUUUUAUUUUUUUUAUUUUAGACGUUUAGACAGUUUGACUUAAUUUAUAGAGUUUGGGUGGAAAGGGCUGGAGCACUUAAAUAUUCCAGAGAAGCAUGGUAGAGGUAUGUUAGUCUAUACUGGUGCAGUAUUCUAUAUUUUUUUGUACGUGCUUUCUGUUUGUUGUUCAACCCUUCAAUAAAUCUAAAAAAUAAUUCCGACUGUCAUACUGUCUGAAGGCCGUGUUAUAUGAAAUGAUUGAUCCUUAUUGCGGUGUGACACCUGUAUGCUUUCCCUUUUGGCUUUUUAUUUUUUGACAAGAAAUCUAGAUUAAACAAAUUUACGAUAGACCAAUAGGUGAUGAUGUAUCGAGUUUUUUUUUUUUUUUUAGUAGCAUUUAAGUGAUUCUAGUCUACUGGUCAACGCAAUUAACAUCCACACAGCUGCGUAACCAGUAUUAAAUUUUAGUACCUGCCUGAAAAUAUGUAAAUGUUUAAUAUAUUUAUUAUUGUGCAUAUGAUAUUUUGCUACCAAUAGUGGUCAGGCAGGCGACAGUGCCCUCCACAUGAAAUAGGUACACACAAAAGCCAAAUAACCCGUCAGUCAGGGAUCUGGCUUCGUUUUUUGUAUCGCUAAGAGGCCAACAGUUACCCGCUUGGUUCCAAAAUACGUCCUACAAAGUGAGAGGCGAGAAGGUUCAGCAGGCUUUCAUAGAUAACCAAAAGAGAAAGCUGACCUGUCCGUACUGGUCACUCACCCUGAGAGACUCAAAAGCCUGCAGGGCUAAGAGACUCAAUAGCCCACAUUUCUCAGGUGGCGGCUCCAAAUUGUGUAAAAAGAAAUCCACCUCCAAAACAGGCUCCACAGUUGACAUAAUAUAAAAUAAAUUAAGCAGAUAUUUUUAACAGACAACCAACGUCUUGUGCGACACACAUUAAAUUAUAUUUACAUCCUUAUUAAAACCACGUGUAUAGGUUCAUACAGGACAGGAGCACAGUAUGUCACGCUUCUGCGCAGGGUAGUUAUUGUUAACCUGUUACUCAUUGCUAAAUUCUGCACUUUUCCGCGUAUUAAAGAAUGUCAGUGUGAACACUGAUCUGAUGUAUUUCAACUGUCCUUUACCGGUUUUAAUGUAAGCAAAGGGUAUGGAAGUGUGGUACAGAUGUAUGUCACCGUGCACAUACAUGAAAUAGCAAUUGCUUUUUUUGUAAAUAAACCAUAUAUCAUCUUGGAUCAUAUAUCACG